Gracilinanus agilis (Agile Gracile Mouse Opossum) is the source of this 1725-nucleotide messenger RNA. RefSeq names its product enolase superfamily member 1 (gene ENOSF1). Lineage: Eukaryota; Metazoa; Chordata; Mammalia; Didelphimorphia; Didelphidae. Gene Ontology annotation, biological process: carbohydrate catabolic process; amino acid catabolic process. Gene Ontology annotation, molecular function: magnesium ion binding; L-fuconate dehydratase activity. The transcript is spliced from 17 exons. Bases 39 to 1316 code for a protein of 425 amino acids. The record is from RefSeq and is a predicted model, not a curated record.
UUCUAUCGCUCCAGGGGAAGAAGGGGAACUGAAGAAAGAUGGUUGGGGGCCGUAUCAUCAGGCUGUUGGUCCACGACGUGCGUUUUCCAACCUCUUUUGGAGGCCACGGGUCCGAUGCCAUGCACACUGAUCCGGACUAUUCUGCUGCCUAUGUCGUAAUAGAGACAGAUGCAAAGGAUGGACUCAAGGGGUACGGAAUCACCUUUACUUUGGGCAAAGGUACUGAAGUUGUUGUCUGUGCCAUAAAUGCACUUUCCCAUCAUGUGCUUAAUAAGGACCUCGGAGAAAUUGUCAGAAACUUCAGAGGAUUCUACAGGCAACUCACUAGUGAUGGACAGCUCAGAUGGAUUGGUCCAGAGAAAGGUGUAGUACAUUUGGCUACAGCAGCCAUUUUGAAUGCCUUGUGGGAUUUGUGGGCCAAGCAGGAAGGAAAGCCCCUUUGGAAAUUACUUGUCGACAUGGACCCCAAGCAGCUAUUGUCCUGCAUAGAUUUCAGGUACAUCACAGAUGCCUUAACUGAAGAGGAAGCCUAUGAAAUACUACAGAAGGGAAGCAUUGGCAAAAAAGAAAGAGAAAAGCAGAUGCUGGAGUGUGGCUACCCUGCAUAUACUACAUCCUGUGCCUGGCUGGGUUAUUCUGACCAGCAGUUAAAGCAGUUAUGCAGUGAAGCUCUAAAGGAGGGCUGGACAAGGUUUAAAGUAAAAGUUGGUGCUGAUCUUGAAGAUGAUAUUCGUAGAUGCAGGCUUAUAAGAGACCUGAUUGGGCCUGAAAAAACUUUGAUGGUGGAUGCCAACCAGCGAUGGGAUGUGCCAGAAGCAGUAGAGUGGAUGUUAAAGUUGGCUGAAUUUAAGCCACUGUGGAUUGAGGAGCCAACUUCCCCUGAUGAUAUUCUUGGACAUGCUACCAUCUCUAAGGCCUUGGCCCCAUUAGGAAUUGGUGUUGCAACAGGAGAACAGUGCCACAAUAGAGUGAUAUUUAAACAGCUCCUACAGGCUGAUGCCCUACAGUUUCUCCAGAUUGACAGCUGCAGACUGGGAAGUGUCAAUGAAAAUCUCUCUGUGUUACUGAUGGCCAAAAAAUUUCAAAUUCCUGUUUGCCCCCAUGCUGGAGGAGUUGGUCUUUGUGAAUUGGUACAGCACUUAAUAGUAUUUGACUAUAUUUCAAUAUCUGGAAGCCUUGAAAACAGGAUGUGUGAAUAUGUAGAUCAUCUGCACGAACACUUUAAAUAUCCUGUGGUGAUCAAAAAAGCCUCCUACAUGCCUCCUAAGAGCAGCCUGCAGACACUGAGAAGGAUGCCGGUUAUUCCACAGAAAUGAAGGAAGAGUCUGUAAAGGAGUACCAGUUUCCAGAGGGCAAAAUUUGGCAGAAACUCAUGACUGCUCAGAAAAAUUAAUUUCUCAACCUUACUAUGGCUUUUUAUUCUCAAACUGAUGAAUUUUUAUUGGGGGGAGAGGGAAGGGGAGCUUGCCUGAUUUGACAAUAAUCUUAUCCAAAUCACUGUCAAGAUUUAACCAUUUAGAUGUCCUUGAAAGUCUCAAGCCUCACUCUCAAAUGAUCUGAGCCAUACACACUGAUUAAUUUCUUAAAAGUCAAUGAUCAUGAUGAAUGCUAAUGUGUCCAUGUAGUAUGGGCACAUUUUAAGAAAUAUAUUAUCUGCCAGAAUGUUUGCUGUCAUUCUUUUCUUUGCUGUUUCUACAAAUGUUACAAUAAAAAAAACAAAGAGCC